Oncorhynchus masou masou (cherry salmon) is the source of this 2807-nucleotide messenger RNA. Its product is annotated as ABC transporter G family member 20-like. The record is from RefSeq and is a predicted model, not a curated record. Gene Ontology annotation, cellular component: ATP-binding cassette (ABC) transporter complex; membrane. Lineage: Eukaryota; Metazoa; Chordata; Actinopteri; Salmoniformes; Salmonidae. Gene Ontology annotation, molecular function: ATP binding; ABC-type transporter activity; ATP hydrolysis activity. The coding region runs from base 745 to 2757 and encodes 670 amino acids. Gene Ontology annotation, biological process: transmembrane transport. The transcript has 19 exons.
GAGCCAACCGAUGUAUAAAAAUAGCCAGGCACCAACACGCAUCACAGGUCAUGCAUGCAUGACGCUUUCGCUGCCGAAUUCAUGGUCAAUUGUAGGAUAAAUGCGCUAGUUGGGCGAACCGACAGAGUCCGACAUGCUCCGUUUUGGAGGUGCAGUGAAGCGGAAGUUGUCAGGCUCUCUGUAAGGUAGUUUUUGUCUACAAGAUGAUUGGAGAGCGAACGCUUGUUCUAUAUUCUGUAUCGGAUUGUGAUGAUAGCAGACGGGCUAAAUUAGCUUUGGAUAAAUGCACUGCUGAUUCACGAAAGAGCGAACCGGCACCAGUUGGAAUGUUAUUGCGCCUAUAAAUGAAUUUGCUGUUCCAUUUACAACAGAAUAUAUGGCUGCUCCGUUUCUUACGAUGGGAGUCCCGCUGCCGUAUAUAGGCCACCUAAACUGAAGAAAAUCAAAGGAAGGUGUCGUGGUAGGAGUGUCGUGGUUUGUUUUUCUAGUUUAUCAUUUGUCUCGCUAAUUCUCUGUUAAUGUAAUUUAGUAGUAGAAUAACAGGUGCAUGUGUUCCAGAGAGAGACUUCUCCCUUCUCGAAACCCAACCUGCUCUACCACGUUGCAAUAUAACCUACCUACACCGUUGGCUAGGCAGACACACACAGACUACAGUGCAGGUGGCUACAUUGUUGCUCUUCAUCCCCAGUAGGCUACUAAACGUCUCCUUGAGGAGAAGGACUAUUUCAGUUGGAGGAGGGAAGGAUGAAGGCAGACGAGGAAGCUCCUCCCCCCUCCCCAGGGCUGGGGGGUUCGGCGAUCCGGUGUCGGGAAGUGUGUCGGUCGUACGGGGAACUCAAAGUCCUGAGUAAUCUCAACUUGACCGUGCCACAGGGACAGAUCUACGGCCUGCUGGGUCCGAGUGGGUGUGGGAAGACCACACUGUUGAAAUGCAUUGUGGGAACACUGAAGAUCUCCCGAGGGCACAUCAGCGUGUUGGGGAAGCCGCCCGCAUUUCCUGGUCACCAGGUCCCUGGGAGGAUGGUGGGGUACAUGCCACAGGACCUUGCGUUGUACAAUGAGUUUACCAUCAGUGACACCCUGACGUUCUUCGGAAGGAUCCACGGCCUGUCAUCUACGGACACCCAGGCACGCAUGGACUUCCUGGUGGACUUCCUGGACCUACCUCAGAAGAGCAAACUAGUCCGAAAUCUCAGCGGAGGGCAGAAACGGAGGGUGUCUCUAGGAGCAGCCUUACUUCAAAACCCCCAGUUAUUGAUUCUGGAUGAACCCACAGUCGGGGUGGACCCUGUGCUGAGAGCCAAGAUCUGGCAGCAUCUAGUAGAGAUUGUGAAAACUGGAAAAGUAUCAGUCGUCAUCACCACUCACUACAUAGAGGAGGCCAGGCAAGCCAACGUGGUGGGUCUGAUGAGGAAUGGCCGACUGUUGGCCGAGGGACAUCCAGAAACCAUGAUGAAACAGCACAAUGCACCAACCCUGGAGAAAGCCUUCCUGCAGCUGUGUGAGACCUCAGACCAGGUGGGCUCCAAACACAGCACCUCCCCUCUGGGCGGAGUCCUAGAGAGCAGCCAAUCAUUCGAGAGCGGCCGGGACGAGAGUCUACCAAUCCUGGGAGCCGGAUCGGGACCAGUAGAAGAGCUGCCCAAAUACUCAGCGGACUGGAAGGUACGAGUCAGGCAUGUGAUGCCAAAGUGGAGGAACAUCGCAGCUCUGAUUAUCAAGACCACGGUGCGGAUGAAGAGAAUGCCUGGGUCCCUGUGUUUCCAGUUCCUUCUGCCAGUCAUCCAGAUCUCUCUGAUGUGUCUGUGUAUCGGAGGAGACCCCAAAGGAAUACAGGUGGCUGUGGUCAACAAUGAGACCUCCUCCAGCUCCUAUAGCCAAUCCCUGCUCUCCUUCCUGGACAACUCCAGCGUGCAACAGGUGAACCUGUCCCAUGCUGAGGCUUUUGCAGGGGCCUAUAACGGAGAGUACUGGGCCGUCAUCGGGUUUGGAAAGAAUUUUACCAGCUACCUGACCAAGAGGAUGAUCCAGCGGCAGGUCUCUAAGGAGGUGGUGGAUGGAGGGUCGGUGCACGUCUGGUUGGACCUGACCAAUCAACAGAUCGCCAUGAUGCUUCAGAAGAAACUAGCAGAUGCCUUUGAGGACUUCGUCCAGUAUAAGAUGGGGAGCAUGUCUUACCUGGUCUCUCUUCCUGUCAAGUUUGAGGAGCCCAUCUAUGGCAGCAUGAACUCAGACUUCACCACGUUUGUGACGCCAGGAGCCGUUCUGAGCAUCACUUUCUAUCUGGCAGUGGGCUUGACGGCUCUGUCCUUCGUGAUAGAGAGGAAGGAGGGACUAAUGGACAGGUGCUGGGUUGCAGGUGUUAGUUCGUUGGAGACUGUGCUGGCCCAUCUCAUCUCCCAGCUGUUUGUCAUCAGCAUCCAGGUCAUUCUACUACUGCUCUUAAUGCUGCUCGUCUUCAAGAUUCCUAAUGAGGGGAGCCUGGUGUUGGUUAUAGCUCUGAUCGGGCUGCAGGGUGUGACUGGCAUCUCCUUUGGUCUGGUCAUCUCAUCUGCCAUCGAUGAUGAACAGAACGCCAACCAAGCUGCCCUUGGUGUCUUCUACCCCAACCUCAUCGUCAGUGGUAUAAUCUGGCCUGUGGAGUGCAUCCCCUAUCCACUACGUUACAUCAGUCUGGCCCUGCCCCAGACCUACGCUUCUGAAGCCCUACGAUGCAUCAUGUACAGAGGUAACACACAUACACACGUUAUCCACUAGCAAUUAGCUACACAACACAGUACAUUGAAGCUUAUAUCCUGUCUGCACAG